Molecule: messenger RNA, 2738 nt
Organism: Corticium candelabrum
Lineage: Eukaryota; Metazoa; Porifera; Homoscleromorpha; Homosclerophorida; Plakinidae
Product: autophagy-related protein 9A-like
Exons: 23
Coding region: 215-2512 (765 amino acids)
Biological process (GO): protein localization to phagophore assembly site; nucleophagy; autophagy of mitochondrion
Cellular component (GO): phagophore assembly site; autophagosome
Source: RefSeq, a predicted model, not a curated record
UAUCCUAUACUUAGCACACGCGUCACGUCGGGACUGUUGUUGCUACGCAUGACAAAGCAGUUUGAUAACUACGUCAGACGAGCGACUAAAUUUAUAAUUGCAACCUACACAACUCGGAUCUUUUCAACACUAGCGAUUCAUUCAACUUUCAACAGCAACGGCUGAUCGACAUUUUUCUCAUUUUUCUCUCAACCGGCGAGCGCCAGACGGACAAAUGGCGUCUUAUCUAAACAAACACAACUACCAGCGUCUACUGUCCGAGGAUGACGCUCAACCUCCAGACUAUUUCGGCAGGACGGGCGGAAAACGAAACGGCAGCGGCCAUUCUGAGUGGACACGCAUCGACGAUCUCGACCAAUUCUUCACACAAGUUUACGUUUACUAUAACCGUCUCGGAUUUCUCUGUAUCUCCGUCGAGGAGCUCUUCCAGUUGGUUCAAUUUGCGUUCAUUGUGUUUGUGACUCUGCUGCUCGGUGUGGCGACUGAUUAUCACUUUUUGUUUAAUUACGGGGUGAAGGAGACGGUGGAGUAUGUGGAUGAGAAUGAGACAAGGCAUUCGAAUGUCGUCUUGUUGUAUGAGGGACAGUCGAUAUUCGAUGCGAUUGACUUUGGGAGAUUUCAGAGACUGAGUGAUGAUCAAGUGGUCGGUAUUGUGGUUUGUCUGCUUGUUGCUGGUCUCUUUUGGCUUGCUCGUGGUAUCUAUGGACUUCGCAAGGUUUGGGAAGCUUUUCACAUCAGGAGAUUUUAUGCUGACUAUCUCAAGAUCACUGAUUCGGACUUGCCCAACAAGACUUGGUCAGAUGUAGUCAAUGCCUUGGUAAGAUGCCAAGAAGAUUUAUCUCUUUGUGUGAAGAAAGAGAUGCUGACAGAACUCGACAUUGUGCAUCGCAUUUUAAGACGACACAACUACUUGAUUGCAAUGCAGAACAAGGGCGUCAUCAAUCACGUCUACAACUUUCCCCUAAUCGGACAACGCACUUUCUUGACUGAAGGAAUGAAAUUCAAUCUGAAACUGAUCUUAUUUAGUGAUCCAUUUGCAACUCGAUGGCAACUCAGAGAAGAAUACAAACGAUCCACAAACAGAGUUGCAUUGGCUGAAAGAAUGUCAAGUCGCUUCUUCUGGAUUGGUCUUCUCAAUCUCGUUCUUUGUCCGUUUGUAUUGCUGUGGCAAGUUCUCUAUUCGUUCUUUACGUAUGCCGAGAGUAUUCGGCGUCAGCCAGGGACUCUUGGAACACGAAGAUGGUCGUGCUAUGCAAAAAUCAGACUAAGACAUUUCAACGAACUGGACCACGAUCUAAAGAAACGACUGACGUGUGCAUACAAGCCGGCCAAGGCAUACAUGGAUGGGUUCUCAUCACGAAUACUUGCCAUCCUUGGAGAAUGUGGUGCUUUCUUUGCUGGAGCUUGGCUUGCCAUUCUUGCUAUCUUAACUGUUAUCAACGAGAACUUGAUCUUGUCUGAUAAUAUCCUGGGAGCUUACACAGUGUUAAUUCUGUUGUUUACAGUUUUCAGACUGUUGAUACCAGAAGAGAACGUUGCAGUCGAUUUAAAGAAGAGUAUGGAGAAGGUCGAUCGUUAUGUUCAUUAUUUGCCUUCGUUGUGGAAAACCGAGUCUCAUACAGAGAGGGUCAGAGGGAGGUUCUCUUGGUUGUUUCAAUACAAAGUUACUGGUUUUGCUGAGGAGCUUCUCAGUCCAGUCAUCACACCACUGCUCCUCAUGUUUUGUCUCAGACACAAAGCUCUUGAUGUUAUUGACUUUUACCAGAGGUUUACAGUCCAUGUAGAAGGUGUUGGCGACGUUUGCUCAUUUGCUCAAAUGGACGUCAAGAAGCAUGGCAAUCCAAUGUUUCUGUCUGACGAGCUGACGGAGGCGAAUGACACCGAACAAGCCGAAGACGGGAAAACUGAGAAAUCACUUUUGAAUUUCAAGGGCAAAUAUCCAAAAUGGAGACCAUCACCUACUGGAGAACAAUUUCUGUUGUCAGUUAGUCAGCAAGGUCUUCCUCCUGUGGCUGCACAGCUGGCUGAUCACAGUCCUAGUGAUCCCUGUAUGACACUUGGAGCUCUUCCUGCUGUGCCAGAGAUGAUCAGUUUGAGUCAGUUGGGUCCGAUGUCAUUGGACGAGCACCAGAGAAGGGAAAUCCAAGCACCAGAAGGGGCUGCAACCAACAAAGGGUCUGAAGUUAGAGACAACGAUGACAAGAAGACUGAUACAAUGAUAAUGAGUGAUCCUGCUGACAGUCUUACAAUGUAUUCGUUGUAUCCCACAUUGGUGCCACGUUAUCAGACCACGGGCUCACUCUAUCCGACUGCAGCUUUAGAAGCAGUGAGAGACGAAUGUGGGCAGAGCAUCAGUGCCGUGGAUCACAGCAUCAACGAACAGAUGUUGUUUGUACAGAGACAUGCUGAAGGCCAGGAGCAACGAGUACGAAAUUGCCACCAAAAAUUUCUCGGCCAAAGUCUUAACUUCAGACAAGACACCAAUUACACCAGCGAUGAGAGCACUGUGUGAAGAUUUGGUGACAGGUUACAUUUUAAUUUGUAAAGGGACAUUUACACUUUGUUACUGGACAGUCACCAUGUAGUCAAUACUUUGCGUUAGCUAUAAUAUAUGUGUAUAUUGCAUCAGACAGUAAUGAUACAUCAGUAUGCUGCCUGGCAAGGUCUUUUAUUGGCACUUGCCAAGAGGUGCAGCAAACUUAGUUAUUCAUUGAUAUUAAAGAGGAGAAACCAGAUAA